This is a messenger RNA of Orbicella faveolata, 4686 nucleotides long. RefSeq lists its product as uncharacterized. The record is from RefSeq and is a predicted model, not a curated record. NCBI's taxonomy places the organism in Eukaryota, Metazoa, Cnidaria, Anthozoa, Scleractinia, Merulinidae. Gene Ontology annotation, biological process: intrinsic apoptotic signaling pathway in response to endoplasmic reticulum stress; IRE1-mediated unfolded protein response; protein phosphorylation. Gene Ontology annotation, cellular component: IRE1-TRAF2-ASK1 complex. Gene Ontology annotation, molecular function: protein serine/threonine kinase activity; ATP binding; RNA endonuclease activity.
CGUAUUAUCGUAUUAUGGCGAGAAAGACUCUCAGAAUGUUUUGCCAAUUGCUUUGGGUGUGGGAUUGAAUUUGAUAAGGUGGUGUUGGCGAGGGAGACGUGAAUGGUGUACAAAAGGCCCAAUUAAAAGACUCAUCUAUAGGGUUCUUAAUGAUUUGUAAUUCGUGCUUGUAUCAGCAGUGUCUUCACUGGGACUCAACUAAGUUGAAGUUCAUCAACGUGUUUGUGACUGACAAAGUUAAUGUUCAUACCAGUAGCCUACUUACGGCUUAUGCUUUUCUGUAUGUUUAUGUAGUAUCAGAAAAUGGCUGAACACAUGCGAUCUGAACACAGCAAAGAGAAGCUUUACUUACCUACAACUUCAGAAGACCCUACAACAGAAGCAAACAAUGAGGAAAACGGCUCAGCAAAAACCACUGUCGUAGAAGAGGCACCUUCAGGUAAAAAGAAAAAGAAGAAAAAGAAGAAAACGCAGAAAGUGCAAGCUAGCAAUGCAAACGAUGAUGAUGCGGAUGCCAGUACAGCUCUUGUCAACGAAGAAAGUCAGAACAGAACGUCAGAGGAAAAUACUCCGACAGCAAGCAGUUCAAGAGACAAAGACGAAGACGAACCAAACAUGGAUGGCGAUGAAGAAGAGGUCACCGAUGUCGAGGACCAAGUUGAUUGGUUUCAACCGGAAUCAGUACUCGGAGGAGGUGAUAACGUACAGAGUUCCUCUUCACUUUUUGAGCUGGAAAGUGAUAAGUCAUCUGCUCAUGAAAACUCUUACGACGAAUUGGAAGUUUCAGGACUUGCAAGAGAUGAUGACUCAGAGAGUUCCUCUUCACUUUUUGAAGUGGAAAAUGAUGAGCUAUUUGAUCUUGAAAACUUGUGCGACGAAUUGGAAAUGGGAUUGGAAGUGUCAGGAGAACAGGAAGAGCUUUUUUCCCGUGAUCGAGAUACAGCAGAAAAUAGUUUUCUCUUCAUACUUGACGAACUGUUGUUGGAUAUCUUAAAAGCCUCCGGUAAACAGUCGAUGACAGUUGAAGAAAUGGAGAACUUAUUUAAAGAAAGAACAGGUUGCAGUUUCAGCACUCUACAUGACAUUGUCAAGGAAACUGAAUACGGAUCACAUGGCAUCGAAGAGUUCAUUGAUAACGACUCCAAAAUUUUUCAGGUGGACCUUGAAUUGGUCGUGGGGGCCGGUUUUACUAUCUCUCCACAUGAAGUACAACACCGUGACCUUGAUCUUUCGAACACACGCAUAACAUCUUGUCAGGAUCUAGUUGCAGAGUGUUUGCAAGCAAGGAAUGCUUCCACAGCCGUUCUCAGAAGGAGUACCAUCAUUGACGAUACGGUGACGACGUGGCGUUUCGGAGUACUGGAUAUCCUUUGCUGGUUUUGUCCUGAACUUCGCCAUGUGGACUUAACGGGCUGCGUAGAUUUGUUCGGGAACAAUCUCACGAACAUAAGUAAUUACCAAUCCAAGGUUAAAGUAAUUGAUUAUCUAGAUCCUUCGUUUAUUUUGAACUGUACAGAUGCUGUUGCAAAAAUCCGAGAACUUCUGGCCAGCAAUUCAAUUUCACCUUAUACUAAUUGUCAUGGCUGGUCUCCUCUGCAUUCCGCUACACUCCUUGGGGACAAAGAGAUGGUAAAACAGCUGCUUGCAUACAAAGAAAUUGGUGAUGGCAACAACAUCUACAAUGACUUUCUUCAAACUUCGCUAGAGUUGGCCAUUGUACUGCACCGCAUUGAAAUUGCAGAGCUGUUUAGAAGCGAAAGCAACCUGUUCAUAAGUCCCUCACGCCUGAUUCAACUUCUCAUCCUGCCAAAAAGUGGUUUAAAGAAUUUUGACCACCCUAUAGAAGCUCUAACGUCUAACAAAGAUGUACUGCAGAAGGUGAGGAACUCACACAAAGCACAAGUUUGCAAUCUGAUGGCGCUUCUGCGAACAUUUUAUGAAAACAACGACAAUGUCUUUAAGAAGGAACUUCUGGAAGGUCUUUUGCAGAAAUUGCCAGAGUGUACGGAACGAGGCGUUCUUUUAGCUUUUCCUUGCUGGGACGAGAACGUAAUUCGCCAGGCAGUGCAAAUUUUGAUGGAAGAAACCCAGUGUCCAGCUAACGGAAGAAUUGGUGGUUAUCCAUACCUCAUGUUUUCCAUGCCAAGUAUACAGAUGGCGGCAUUAUUAAUGCAAGAGGGAGCCAAAAUUGACGAAAAAGAUCAGUUAGGUUGUACUGGCCUCUUCCACGCGGUAGAAAAAGCUCUUAUGAGCGCCUCACCACAGAACUGGAAUGAAUUCAUUAACUUCCUGCUCUGCAGCAAUGCUAACCCAAACGCUAGAAAUGAUCGUAGUGAAACUCCACUUUUAUUUAGUUUGUCAUCGCAGUUUCAGUCUUGUGAAUUCUGUUCCAAGGUGAUGUGUCAUGACUUACUUCCCUCGACGUCUACGCUUCACAAUGGGACCCAAGCUAUAGAAGUCUGGCGUCUUCUUUUGGACGCUAAAGCAAGGGCAAACGCCAAAGACGAAAUGGACAGAUCGCUCCUUCAUUUGCUCUUCAAGUUUUUGAAAGACGGAGACUCAGUCCAGGCUCCAAAAUGUCUUGCCAUGGUUUGUGAAGGUCUCCACUUCUUGCAGAAAAGUGGAUUUGAAAUCAACUCUAGAGAUGCCGAGGGGAACACUGCCCUACAUCUAUGGGCAAGCUUGCCGAGCGAGGCAGUCAGUGCCGAGGCAGUUGCAAUUGGUAAGCAAAUCAUCUCUUGCGGAGGAGCUGUCAAUGCAAGAAACGACAAAGGCAAAACUCCACUGCAUCUUGCACGGUGUUGGGAACAGGUGGAGGUCUUGGUGGAAAGAGGCGCACAGUUAAAUGUGCAAGACCUUAAUGGAGAAACACCCUUUCAUAAGUUCAUUGGAGAAGGUUCCCUAAUUGGAGAUGACGUCGAGGAAAAUCAUUGGAAGAACUUCCUUGCUUUGCAAAUGGAUCCUUGGUGCGUAAGCAAUGACGGAAAAUGCCCAUUUAAAGUCCUUUUAGAGGAAGAGUUUUUUGAAAGUGCUUUUAAUCUCCUGAAGGUAAUUUUUGAAGACGACCGUUAUAGAACCUUGGCCGAAUCUGCAAGGUGUUACAAAGAUCUGAAAGGAGACUCACUUCUACAUAUCCUGUGCAUUCAAGACAACGAAAGUGCCCUUUCGAUCUGUGAGUAUUUGCUGCAAAAGGGAUGUGACGUUGAUGUUCAAAACGAGUGUAAGGAAACACCAUUGCAUAAGAUAUGCCGUACGGCAGGACGAAGUGGCUUCUUGACUUCCAAGCACAUUGAAAAUUGCAUUCGUCUUCUCCGGAGGUACCAUGCUGAUGUGAACUUACUUGAUGUCAAUGGAGACUCAUGUAAGGCGUUUCUCAAUGGGAAUGAGUGCCUGCAGAAACUUAUUGAUGAAGACAUCGAAAAGGUAAACAUUCCCAGCAAAAUAAAAUGGUUUCAGCGAUCGGUCAAGCAUAAUGCUGUCUUGUCCCAAGUUGUGCGGGGCACGAAGUUUCGGAAAGUGGAAAAUUAUUACCACCACGAGAAUCCAAUCGGAGAAGGUUCAUUUUCGGUCGUUUUUCCUGGUGUGAAUGGCAAAGAUGGCAGAGAAGUAGCCCUAAAACGCCUGGAAAAGGUACGUUUAGUGGAGAAAGGUGUUGUGCUUGAAAGAGAGGUCAGGUGCUUGCAAGAGUUAUCGAAUUGCCCUAUGGUGAUCAAUUACAUCACUUGCACUAGUGAUGCUAAUUUUGAGUACAUAGUUGUAGAACUCAUGGAAGGUUCUUUAGAUGCGUAUCUCCGUUGUGAUCAAGAAUGCGAGGAGGCGUUUACCAUCUGUCUAAGCAUUGCCUCUGGCAUAGAGUUUUUACAUAAGAAAGGUGUUCUCCACAGGGAUUUGAAACCACAAAACAUUUUGUAUAAAACGAAUCCAAGUUUUUCCGUUAAAAUUAGUGAUUUUGGGCUCAGUAAGAUCCUGCAGACAUCCAAAACUAGAGGGGGAAGCCAGUCUGUGAUGCACUCCAAAGCUGGAACAAGGUGUUGGAUGGCCCCUGAACUUUUGGGAAAGGCUCCUCAGAACCAUAGCGAAGCCUCUGAUAUUUUCAGCUGCGGUCUCCUUUUCCACUAUGUCCUGUCGAAGAAGAAGCAUCCCUUCAACUUAACUUCUGGUGGGGCAUUUAUGAAAAAUCCUCAACAAACAGAAAAGAAUAUUUUAAAGAACAAAAGAUGCUUCUGUCCCUCUCUUUCACCAGAAGCUUCUGAUCUUCUCAAAAACAUGCUUUCACCAGAGUCAAAGAAACGACCGGCAGCGGCUUCCCUACAGCAUUUUCCUUUCUUUUGGGAUGAUCGUAAGAAGGUUGAAUUCCUCAAAUUAGUGGGAAGUCAACUGGAAUUCGAAGAGCCCAGGCAAAAACUCACCCGCCAAUUGAGCGAUGUAGAAAAGAAGCUGGAAAGUUUUUACUCCAAAAAGCGUGCCUGGGUGACUAAUGGUUGGGACACUGUAAUCAAGGAAAUAUACGACGAUGUUACAACCCUUUUCGCUUCUGUUAGCCGGCGGGGCCUUGGCCCGAGAAUAAUACGAGAAGCGAAAAGGGCUAUGGAGGCGAGAGUGGAGUAUCUAGAACCACCUUUUCCUCAUGCCAACGCCCUGUCGGCUAAAAGGAACACUGGGGACGAGAACGUUCCCAGUCUCUGA